Messenger RNA from Punica granatum (pomegranate), 1354 nucleotides. The record is from RefSeq and is a predicted model, not a curated record. Lineage: Eukaryota; Viridiplantae; Streptophyta; Magnoliopsida; Myrtales; Lythraceae.
UAAAUAAUCAGAAGUUACCGGCAAGGGAGUAGCAGAAAAGCUCAGACGUAUAGAGAGAGAGAGAGAGAGAGAGAGAGAGAAGCGAAGCGAACCUGAGCCAAGGAAACAUGCCGUCCCGCUAUCUGCUUGCUGUUGCUGCUCCCUCUUCACUGUUCCCUGCACUCAGUUUUGACAGCCACGGUCAGCUCUCGAAUCAGACACUGUUUCCUCGCGGUUCAGGUCAAGGGUUCGUGAGAGCAAGCAGGAAUCUUAAAGUUUAUCGCCUAAAGGCCAACUUCUGGGACACUAUAAGAUCUGGAUUCCUGAAGAACAAUACAACCCAAAUUGUUGAUCCCCCUCCCACACUUGAAGAAGGAGAGGAAGCACAAAAAUUACCUGAGGAGUUUGUUCUCAUUGAGAGAACGUUGCCUGAUGGGGCCACAGAAGAGAUACUGUUUUCUUCAGGUGGAGAUGUCGAUGUAUAUGAUCUUCAAUCACUAUGUGAUAAGGUGGGAUGGCCUAGGAGGCCAUUGUCUAAACUUGCUGCUGCGUUGAAAAACAGCUACAUGGUGGCAACUUUACAUGCCAUUCAAAAAUCUCCUGGAUCAUCAGAUGGGAAUGAACAAAAGAAACUAAUUGGUAUGGCACGGGCAACAUCAGAUCAUGCCUUCAAUGCUACAAUUUGGGAUGUCCUAGUAGAUCCUUCCUAUCAGGGCCAAGGCCUCGGGAAGGCCCUUGUUGAAAAUCUUAUAAGGGCUCUUUUGCAAAGGGACAUUGGGAAUAUAUCACUCUUUGCAGAUAGUAAAGUGGUCGAGUUCUAUCAGAAUUUAGGCUUCGAGGCCGAUCCAGAGGGAAUCAAAGGAAUGUUCUGGUACCCGAAGUAUUAGCCACCCAAUGACACAAUUGAUUCGGUGCACUUCUGUUCGGCCUGCUCAUGCUGCUUCCCAGGAAUGGAUCGAGAAUUGGACUGAAGCCGAAGUUUCAGCACUUGUAAAUAUAACUAAUAGAACGAACUCUUCUGUUUUUGGGCUCUACUGGUGAAAUGUGAUCACUUAAGAGAGGCAUUGUUGAGAACCCUGGGUCAAAGGUUGCAGAAGGAAAUUUUUAUUGGGUCAGAGGCAAUGCUUCACUUUCACAUGGAAGAAAGACAACCUCAUCUGCUUUCAUUGACCAAAAAAAAUAAAAAAAAAGAAGAAGAAGACAGGACAUCCUUGUAGUGAUAGAGAGGUGGAAUGCAUUGUCAUUUCAAGUCUGCCCAUGGAAUGAAUGCCUUGUAUUCGGUCAUCACAAUUGAUCUUGCGGUGGGGCUGGAACGAAUGCUUGUAUUAAGCAUACCUUUUACGAUAAUUUAAUAUUUUGGAAAUUGAUAUUAUAU